AUGCUUUUCAAUGUGCUCUUCAACAUGCUCUUCACUAGUCAUGUAUCUUACUCCUCAUUAUAUAAAUCGUCAACCCUUACCGUUCUGUUUCGCGCUUUCCUCACGCUAUCACACCAUCCCCACUACAUCCUACGAUUGACACAGCCACCAUCGUCCAUCGCCUCUCUCGUUUACAGGGACCCUCAUGCCUUUUGCCCCUCCGUGCACACAUUGGUGGUUAAACGUGCUUGUGCACUGUGUCCAGGAUUUCGUUUUAAACCUACUGAUGUUGAGUUGGCUAUGUACUACCUCAAGAAGAAGCUAUUAGGUAAAAAGCUUCACCCCGAAGUUAUUGCAGAGAUUAAUAUAUAUGAUUUCAGCCCAUGGGAUCUUCCAGCCAAAUCCAUCUUGAGUGGUGAUCUAGAGUGGUACUUCUUCUGCUCACAAUCGAAAAAGUAUUCAAGUGGGACCCGCACAAACCGUGCAACUGAAACCGGUUACUGGAAAGGAACCGGAAAAGAUAGAUAA
Lactuca saligna is the source of this 507-nucleotide messenger RNA. Lineage: Eukaryota; Viridiplantae; Streptophyta; Magnoliopsida; Asterales; Asteraceae. The record is from the annotation of a GenBank genome assembly.